Messenger RNA from Lathyrus sativus (Indian pea), 948 nucleotides. The record is from the annotation of a GenBank genome assembly. NCBI's taxonomy places the organism in Eukaryota, Viridiplantae, Streptophyta, Magnoliopsida, Fabales, Fabaceae.
AUGUGCGUUGUACAAACACUGUGUUCACCGUGUGGCGGUGGAUUGUUCCAGAACAUUGAAUGCGGGACGGAGAAGUUACGAUUUGUUAAGUUUCACCGUGGAUUCAAUGCCGUUGGAUUAGGUAGUUUUCGUAAAAGCCUGUUGAAACCGAUCACGGCGAAGGAUGGCCGUGAAUCGUCUCUUGCCGGUGACUGUGACGGUGACGGUAACGGUAGCGCUGCUCCUAAGUACAAGGGGAUUUCUGUGAAUACACGGAACUGCGUCAAAAGUGAACCUGAUUCACCUUUCACUCAUCACUCUGCUGGUAAAAAUGUCUGUGACUUGUCGAUGAAUGGGAAUUCGACGAACAUUUUGUGGCAUGAAUGUCCAAUCCAGAAGCUUGAUAGACAGAAAAUACUUCAACAAAAAGGCUGUGUCAUUUGGAUAACUGGUCUCAGCGGUUCAGGAAAAAGUACAAUAGCGUGCGCUUUGAGUCGAAGCUUGCACUCGAGAGGAAAGUUAACUUAUAUCCUUGACGGUGACAAUAUUCGACAUGGUUUAAACCGUGAUCUUAGUUUUAGAGCCGAAGAUCGUUCUGAGAACAUUCGAAGGAUUGGUGAAGUUGCAAAACUCUUGGCAGAUGCAGGAGUUAUUUGCAUCACCAGUUUAAUAUCACCAUACCAAAAGGACCGAGAUGCUUGCAGGGCUCUACUACCCAAAGGAGAUUUUAUUGAGGUUUUCUUAGAUGUGCCUCUGGCUGUGUGUGAAGAAAGGGACCCAAAGGGACUAUACAAGCUUGCUCGAGCUGGACUGAUUAAAGGUUUCACAGGGAUAGAUGAUCCAUACGAACCCCCGUCUAGUUGUGAGAUAGUAUUGCAGCAGAUAAAAGGAAGUGAAUGUAUGUCUCCAAAUAAUGCCGCCGAAAAAGUAAUAUCUUACUUGGAGAAAAAUGGGUACCUGAGGGCCUGA